AUGUAUCGCGCAUCUCAACCAUCAGGAUUUACACCUUUCCUCUCGCCCAUGACUGUUCCUCCAGGAUGCAAGGAGACGGCUCUCAAACACUCCAGAGUCCUUCGCAUGACAGCUCGUCUCGGUCUACCCCUCAGAUUCGGCAUCGUCGGAAACCAGGCGAUUCUCGAUACUAGCUUGGAGCCAGAAAUACGGGAACACCAGGAGAAUCCAGGCCUCGCUGGAACCGCUUGCAACGCCGUAUUGAAGCAUCUCUCCAUCAAUAAAUCUCCUGUGGACAAGACCAUUGCCUUCAACGACGUUCCGGGACUUCCAAACCCUGUCAUCAUGCUCGGUCGUAUGGAUGAUGGUGAUUAUCUGAAUAUCGAGGACGUGCAUGCGAUGUGGGCGUUCAUUGACGAAGCAAUGACGAACUCUAUGGCGAAGGAGCAGCACGCUACAGACUCCGAGUCCCUGAGUCGUAGCUAUGAAUCCUUUCACGCUCACAUGACGCCGGAGAAUUUCAUCAAGUUCUGGGAGGAUGAGAAGAAGUGUCCUGAUUUUCCCAGGGGAAAGUUGCAGUGUCCGGUCAGUCUGGCUUGCAAGGCUUGUGGGAAGAUUGAAGAGGGGAAGAUGAUGCGGUGUGGAAAGUGUGAGGUGGUGAAGUAUUGUGGUGUGGAUUGUCAGAAGCUCCAUUGGAGUGCUCACAAGCUGGUUUGUUCGAAGCAUUAG
This is a messenger RNA of Ramularia collo-cygni, 708 nucleotides long. RefSeq lists its product as uncharacterized. Bases 1 to 708 code for a protein of 235 amino acids. The record is from RefSeq and is a predicted model, not a curated record. Lineage: Eukaryota; Fungi; Ascomycota; Dothideomycetes; Mycosphaerellales; Mycosphaerellaceae. The transcript has a single exon.